CGCGAACGCCCAGGCUUGCCUAACUGGGCCACUCUCCUGCGUCCUAUUCCUCAUCUCAACCUCGACUUCUUCUUUUCUUCUUCUUCCUCUUCCCAUAUAUCAUCACCAAGUCUGCUGCCUCGACUGCCUUUGACUGCCUUUUGACUCUUGCUCCAGACUCCAUACCCACUCUUGAAAAACGGCCUACCUACCUUGCGUAGCAGGAAACACGACUCGCGCAAAGAAGACUUGCUGCAUCCUGCGUAUGUGCCCUUGCGUCUGCUCGCCAGGACAACCUCCUCGACCACGCCUGCAAGAGACUGCACACUCAGGAGCGUCCAUAAGCCAGAAGAACGUGGUCUGCCGCUGUACUCUAUUCGUCUUCGCCUCAUACCCUUCGCCGAGGGUAUGGCCCAUGCUCAGGCGCUCGCAUUUACAGAACUAAACAUCGACGCUGACUUCACCACCUCGUCUCCCGUGUUAGACCACGAAGAGCAUGGACCGAUGUAUCAACGCGGCGGAAGCAAUGGCCUGAACCGUCGCCUUCCCCCCAGCGGCCACUCUCCCUCUCCGCCCCUGUCUCCCUCUGCCUCUCCCUCUGCUCGUGCUGGUGUCGGUGUCGGUGCUGGUGCUGCCCAUACGGCUGCCAGAAAGGAGGAGGCGGAGCAGUCAUGGACGCCUCACGUACCAACGCCGCCCAUCAGCGUGCCUUACCCCGAGGACAAGCUUCAUGGCUCUCCCGGCGUUGAUGAGGUCUGCGAAUAUGACCCCAACCGGUACCAGGACCCGUCACCCCUGGACCACCACUUUGGCAGGACUCGGAGGCCCUCCAUCAGCUUCAAUCCCCAGGUCACGCUAGAAACCGGUGACCAAAUCGCCCUGGAGCAGCCCAUCGGUAGCAUUGGAAGGAAAAGCCAGAUUGGCGUCAGGUCUGCCUCGGGUCCUGGAUCGUCAGAGCUCAAGCAGCUCUACGCCAACGCUGCUCCCGAGCGUCUCGCUCAGACGGCAGCAGCCAGCAACAAUGACAGGGACGGGUACAAUUCUCACAAUAAUAACCACCACAACCGUCGUCACAGCCACCACCACCAGGGCCCUCGUCAUAAUGAUAGCUCUGGAGAUGACUUUUCUCAGUGUCACUCUCCACGGACUUCCCCCUUAUCAGAGGUUUUUUCCCCCGAUGCUGACCUUCCACGGCCUACGUCCUUGACCUCACUUUCGACGGCUUCUCCCCUUUCUGAUGAACUGAGAACGCCGCCAGAUUCACGCCAGGGCAGCCUCACCUCACCCUUUUUAUCUUCACCAAACCUCCGCCGCCAUGGUUCGAUCGACAGCGAAGGAGACUCGUGGCCGAGUCUCUCCCGUCAUCUCUACGGCAGCCUCACCGAAAGCUACUCCUUCGGUCGACGUACAAACAGUCUACGACAGUCCAUGCGUUCCUACUCUCGCAAAUCGCCCAACAUGAGCGGUAAAUCACCCGCCAGCGCUUUUCUCUCUACCAUGAACCGUGAAGAGGCUCCUGCUCCUAAGCCUGACGACGAGGGUCAAGUCAUCGGGCAGGACUACGUUAUCGGCAAGCAGAUCGGAUUUGGAGGCUUCAGCACCGUCAAGGAAGCGUUCAAAGUCACCGACGAAGGCCAGACGAUCCGUCAUGCUGUCAAGAUCGUGAAAAAGUACCUCUCGGGCAAAAGCGAGAGAGAAAACGACCAAGCCCAGGCCGAAUUUGACCACGAGGUUCGCAUCUGGCGGUACCUUAACCAUCCACAUAUCCUGCCGCUUGACGCGGUCUACGAAACUGACUACGCUACAUUCUGCUUCACAAAACUUACCGAAGGAGGCUCCCUCUUCGACUUGGUCAAGAAGAAGCGCCAUGAAAUCCCACUCUCCCACGCAAAGCAGUACUCCUACCAGUUGGCCUGUGCUCUUCGAUACCUACACGAGGACGCCCGUGUUGUCCACCGCGAUAUCAAGCUGGAGAACUGUCUACUGCAGCCCCAGGAGGAUUCUGGAGAUAUCCCCCGCUUGAUCCUCUGUGACUUUGGCAUGGCCGAAUGGAUGACCACCGACACAUGCAGCUCGCCGGACCCUUACGACAACGCCGCUGAUCGACCUCCACCUAGAACCAUCGGACCGUCCGACACAAGCACCAGCGUGGCCGGCAGCCUGGAGUAUGCGUCCCCCGAGCUCCUGAUGGCCAACGUAGGGGUCCUUGAUCCCGUCGUCGACGUCUGGGCGUUCGGCGUCGUUGCCUACUCCCUUAUCGUCGGUUCCAGGCCUUUCCAGAGUUCUUUUCAGCCACGUAUCCCGAGCAACAUUCUGGCCGGCAAAUGGGACCGCAGCGCUGUCUUGGCUACCUCGGACGAAUCCGAGAAGCAAGACCGUGAAGGCGCACUGGAGAUGAUUGAGGGGUGUCUUGAGAUGGACCCCGUGAAACGAUGGACGAUCUCCGAUGUCCUUGCUUGCCGAUGGUUUCAAAGCUGUGCAGAUACUGUGGAGCUCGCCACUCGCCUCAAUCGAUGGGGGUUCUCCUCAUGAAAGGUGUGAAUGGGGAAAAACAAUCGCAUCUACCCAAUACCAUCACCAACUAGCAUCUGGAGGCAUUCAUUUGAUGUUCGCUUUGAUUCCACUUCUCCACGUUUUGAAAGUUAAGCGUUUUAGCUUCUUCUUUUCUUCUUCUGCUCAUUUUUUUUUUCUUUUUUUCCCUUGUUCCUCUUACCUCUUGUUAACAUCAUCUACUUUCAUGCUUGUCGAUUGUUUGCUGGGAUGGCUGCCUCAUGUCUUAUGCAUGUUCCUGUCUCUAUUAUCAUCAUCAUUAUUGCUUGUGUCUUUUUGUUACGCUCUCAUGACUGAUACCCUGUACCCUCUUCCGUCCUAUUCGCAUCCGUUCCAUCUUCUCGGCUAGUUAUCCCUCGCUUUGUUUCUUAUUCCUUCUUGUUCGUUCGUGUACUCGUUGGCGGGAAACAUCUUGAUAUGGCUGGCUCAUCUUCUUUUUCCUCUUUGACUCGUUCCUCAUCUGCGUCGGAUAUCAUGGGUCUCAUGUGUUGCGUUCUCUGCUCUGCUCAGCUACUGGUGUUAACGGUGUGUCUUACGUCUCUUCUCCUACUUAUUUGUUAAUGUCUCUUCGCUCUGGCUUCUUAUGAUGAAUGGACAUAUGGGCAUGGCAUGGCAUGGCAUGAUACGGCGUGGCGGAUGGCGUGGCAUGAGAAGCGGUGUGGUGUGGUGUGGUGUGUUGCAAUAUGUGUGUACUUAGCUAUCAACCUGCAUGGCCGCUCCUCUCUUCAUCUCCCUUCCUCCUAUCUAGCAUCUCAAGGCGGUUUCGGGCCUCGUCCACUACUCCCCCUCAUAAGUAUAGUCCUCUAAUCCUAUACCUACAUUCGCCUCUUCUCCACGUCUGUUUAUCCUUCUAUCGUAAGAAACGACAGCUAACUUAGCUAAGACUCCACACUGCUCUUAAUCUUACUUAGAUACCCCUUGCUCUCCAGUGGACGGACAUCCGUCUCAUUGGCGCUGGACUCCAUGUAUCCUUGUACCAUCUGUGUAUAGAGAACACUUUGUUUACACUUGACUGCUGUGGGGAAGAAGGCUGCUCACCCCUGUGCAUUCAACUCGUACGCUGCAUAUACACAUCUUUACUUACUACUGUCUGUCAGAGUCAAUCUGGCCGGCAGAGCAAGCUAGCUCCUGUCCCUCCCUGUCGGGCCGUACAUAUAUCACACCUCUGGUGCAAGGACAGGGCCCUCCCUUGUCCGGG
This is a messenger RNA of Trichophyton rubrum CBS 118892, 3727 nucleotides long. RefSeq names its product CAMK protein kinase. The transcript has a single exon. Gene Ontology annotation, molecular function: ATP binding; protein serine/threonine kinase activity; tau-protein kinase activity. The record is from RefSeq and is a predicted model, not a curated record. Gene Ontology annotation, biological process: intracellular signal transduction; microtubule cytoskeleton organization; protein phosphorylation. Gene Ontology annotation, cellular component: cytoplasm. Bases 388 to 2511 code for a protein of 707 amino acids. NCBI's taxonomy places the organism in Eukaryota, Fungi, Ascomycota, Eurotiomycetes, Onygenales, Arthrodermataceae.